This is a messenger RNA of Caenorhabditis auriculariae, 2233 nucleotides long. Lineage: Eukaryota; Metazoa; Nematoda; Chromadorea; Rhabditida; Rhabditidae. The record is from the annotation of a GenBank genome assembly.
AUGCGCAAGUUUGCGCCAGACGACAUCCGAUUCUCGCCAACGCUGCUUCCCACAUGUUAUUCUAGACUGUAACCCAAUUAUUUCGAAACUCGACACCAUAUCAUAGUUGCCUCUCCAAUAAACAUAAUUUCAAAAACUCAACAAUUUUGAAGCUUUGAAAUGUUUCAGAAAAGUUUUAGAUAAUUAGAGAUCAAGAACGAUAUUUCUGCUGUUUUCCAAUUCUAUUCUUUACUUGAGAUGACAGCUUCCCGCGUUUUGGAUUGGAAGAAAUAUUUUUUAAGAGGAAAAGUUCAUGGUAGCCGGAUGAUAAUAUUCUCAAGUUUUUUAAACUCACAGGUUUUUUUUUCUAUUUGGAUUAAAAGUGUUCAUUUUUUUUAUCAAUAUAUCUCUAUAUUUUUUUCGUAACAUCGGGAUGGUAUGAUAAUGUUGCAGGGGAGAGGGGGCGGGAAAGACCAUUAGGUGGACUAAAUAACCCAACCUGUGAAGAAAAAUUUUUCUGUAUGAGAGAAGAAACAUAGAAACAUAAUAAGUUGCUAUUAAAACCAAGUUGAAUACGGCACAAACCUAUGAACUUUAGAAAGAACGUCAAUAGAUAUACUGAUCAAAAAUGUCUUAAAAAUUGUUGAUUUAUUAGAAUGAUGUCUAGCAAGGCGUUCGCAUGAUGAAAGACAUGAUUAGGCGUAAGCCGGUGCAAGUCGGGACAGCGGAUUCCUGAUAUCAGGACGCCGACAUUGCAACGUCGCUAUUACUACUCCAACCAAGAUCAUAGCCGGAGGGCUCGGAUCGCCGCCUCCGCGUGGCGCCUUCUGGGUGAGACCUGGUCUCAGCUAAGAGCGAUCCAUUUUUGGUGAAGCCAGCCUUCGGGCUGGCAAAAAAGUAUACAAAAAGAUAUAUUGAUAGAUAAUAUUUUGAGAAUUAGUUAGUUAAAUCCACUGGAAAACAGCCAAAGUAAAAAAAAAGAAGUUAAUAAGAUCCUGCGAAAAUAUCCAUAAAGAACGCGAACAGAUGGUUUUGAAUAUAUAAUAAAAAAUCGCCUGAAUCAAGAGAGACUCUAUGUCUCAAGUUUUCGACCUUUUUUUUAUUGGAAUCGCGAUCAUUAAUAGCUGGAAUUUGCAAAAACAAAUCAAUGUGGAAUAGGUUAUGGUCCUUUUUUAUUUUAAUAUUUUUUUUUUCAGCCCCCGCGUCCAUCGUUUCCGAACGGUGGCUGGCGCUGGCCAUCCCGGACCGCGCCAUUUUCUCUGCUUUUCUCGCGACCCUCCAAGAUCUCUACAUUCUCUUGCGCGAGUAUGCAAAAGUGCAAACGCACUAUCAGAACAAACAAAAUGACUGGAAAAAGUUUGAAAAUUAUUCAUGGGGAAGAGAACAGAGCAAAUAUUAUACCGAGCUUCAUACUGUAGAACGCUCCGAGUUUUUUGGGAUCAUUGAGAAUUUAAAAAAAAUGAAGUGAAGGAUUUUCACAUAUACAGCGAUCCUCGAAAAAUGAACACUAAGACGUUUUCUUAUUUCUGGCCUCAAGCCAAUAAUGAGCAGAGCAUACCAAAACUUUCUGUGAAAGGAUAAAUUGUCAGACUUACAAAAAAUUGAAACAGAGGGAAAACUCAAUGAAUAGGUAUUUUAAUUUCAAUAAAUCGUUGGAGGAUUCCGUUUUGAGGCUCUGAAGUCCUGUUAAAAAUCAAUGAAAUCCCAAUGAAUUUUAUUUAUCUCUGCUCUUAUUUUAUAGAAACUUUUUUUCCGUUUAUUUCCGCUUUUUCCAAAACUCUCAUUUCGAAACUUUGGCCGGUCCCUGUUUUCCAUUCACCGAAGACGCGCGGAGAGAGAAGCAGGGCAUCGCCCGAAGGAGGGGAAGUGGGUGGAGUCUGCUUAGAUACGCAGGGUCUACGGUUCGCGUCGCGGUUCCUCAAACUGUGCUUCCUCGAAUUCAAAUUUCUUAUUCUUCUUUUUCAUUUUUUUGUCUCAAACAAGCUGGUUUGAGCUAGUUUUUGUAUUCAUAACUGAUCUUCUAGGUCGUUUGCAUUUUUCCGUCGUCUGAGUUAAAUUUUUUUUUCGUUUUAAUUCUGAUUUUUACAGGACCUUGGGCCCCGCCGCGGCUACCAAUUUUUUGGCCAAAGGAAGGCGUGAAAUCCUGCUGAUCCCCUUCUCGAUCGUUAGUUUUCAAUUAAAUUAUUUUUUUAUGUUUUUUUCACUGUUUCAAUUUAUUUAAUAUAAUUAUUCUCUGCAGAUGAAAGCCAAAUGA